UAGUCUUUCAUAUGAGCAUUUCAGGGUGUGUGCAGCCAAACACGGAGAGUUACAUUCUUGUGGAGGAGUGGACGGAUCUGGUUGAAUCACAAGCACCAAGCAGAAAUACUACACCCUACAUUCCUGCACAGGCGUGUACUAUAGUCUGCGUACACAAACAAGCAUGUGGCGUGUCGGUGCUGAACUUCCUCGCCCUGCAGGAGAAGGAGGAUAAAGGCGUGACGUCGCUGCCCGCAGAGAGGCCCAUGCAGCGGGAGGGGAAAGGCAGGGACGCGCCGUGCGGGGACGGACGCUGAUGUUGCUGCAGAGCAGACUGCUGCGAGACGCAGGAGCAGCUACGGCACAAAACAACCGGUAACCUCGGUAACUUUGCAGAGACAACAGACAGCCACAAUGUCGGCACCGCCCGCCGACCUCGGAUCUGAUAUGACUGUGCGCACCUAGAGCGGGGAGGAAGCGGCGCACAACACCAGCAUCUCCUCCGCGGCUGCCUGGCCUCGUCUCGGUGUGCGCGGCAGGCCGGUCGAUCGGUCAGUCAGUCAGUCAGUCAGUCAGUCUGUCUGUCUGUCUGUCUGUCUGGAGAGGGACAUGUCCUCACUAAACAUAGAGGAGGACCAGAAAUGGGUACCGACACACGUCCAGGUGACGGUGCUGAGAGGCAGGGGCUUACGGGGCAAGGGCAAGCACGGCACUAGCGACGUGUACACCAUCAUCCAGCUGGGGAAGGAGAAAUACUCGACCUGCGUGGCGGAGAAGACCACCGAGCCGGAGUGGAAGGAGGAGUGCUCGUUCGAGCUGCAGCCUGGCGUGUUGGACAGCGGCGGGCGGAGCGGCUACCCGGCUGGGUGCAACAAUCUGGUCCUCACUGUGAUGCACCGGGCGCUCAUCGGGCUGGACGUGUUUCUCGGACAGGCGGUGAUCCAGCUGGAUAAGGUGUUUCAAGAGAGCAGAUGCGUGAAAAACGAGUGGUACAGACUCGACUCCAAAACGGGGAAGAAAGAGAAGGAACGAGGAGAUAUUCAAGUCACGGUCCAGUUCACCCGAAACAACCUGACGGCCAGCAUGUAUGAGCUUGUCAUGAAGGACCAAGAUGCCUCCACCUUCAGUAAACUGAAAGAGCGCAUAAAGGGGAAGAGGAGCUCCAUCGAUGAGGACUCUUCGUCGGCCGUUCUGCCAGGCGGGUACGGGCCCUUGUAUUGGAUGCGGCAACGGCUGCCGAGUGACGGAGGUGGGGAGGAGGAUUAUGAAGAUGACGAGGGUGGUGAGGUUCGACGGAGCAAGAUGAGGACCUUUUUCCUGAGAGGGAAGCUGAGGAAAUCAUCGGACACUCGCUCCAGCACAUCACUAGGCUCAGGGAGUAGUGAGUCGUCAUCACGGGGCGGGAGCCUCAGUCCCACAGCUGGCAUCAGCGUGGUGGUCUCUGAUCUCUCCAACUCGCCUAGUAACAGCAGCAACCUGACAGCAGAUAACAGUCCAGAGCACACGGCAAACACGUCACCCAAGUCACCCUCUCUCAAAUAUGGGUUUGGUGAUGAGGCCGGUGAGAUCACCAUCGCAGUGCCUCAAAUUAACGUGUGUGUUAAUGGAAGCCAUGAUAACAAGCCCCCAGACCCAGGCUCAGGAAAGCCUGCGUCUUCUUUAGGCGUGGGACUGUUGCAGAAGUCUUUGCCUCUGUCCAUGUCACUACAGAACCUGAGCCCCCGUGCCUCCACAGACCUCUCCAAGAGCCCUGUGGGAGACGGGCGACGCUGGUCUUUUGACAAACCGGGCGAGGAGGAAAAGGCUGCCAUAGUGGCAGCUUUGGAGCUAAGCGGCCCCAUGCUGGGUGAAGAAGAGGAGCGUCUGCCCAAAGCUGUUUCCACAGCGGAGUCAGAAAACCAGGGGAAAAAGCAGAGGAGGAACUUGUUCUCCCAUGGGAGGAGUGAGUCUGCAGGGAAAGGGCAGAGUCAGUCCAAAGAUGAGUCUGAACAGGCCCCUGCUGCCACUGAGGAGAAACACAGGGGAUGGUUUGGAUCAAAGGACUCGCACAUCAAACCCAGCCUGGUGGUGUCACCUACACUAGAGCCCAGCACUGACCUCCACCCACCACCCCUGCCACCUAGUCACCACCCCCCUGGUGUCCCUGUAGCCCCUGCCACUGUGGCUUCUCCACUGCAUCACUCUAACCCCUUCUCCCACUCACAGACCACACCACCCCCCUUUGCCCCCUGCAACCCUUUCUUUUCUCUCCUCCAGCACAACCCUUUCUUUGAAGAUGUGUUAAUAACCACUCAGCCCAUAGAUUCUUCGCUGCCUCCUGUACCCUGUCUCUCCGGUUCCCAGCUCCCCGUAGCAGACCUCUUUCCACAGGCGAGUAACCCAAACGCCACUCUGACCCACGACAACCCAACCACAGAAGACUCCUUUAUGGGCAUAGUUGCAAAGAGUGAUAUGAUGGCUGAAGUUGAGAAACAACUCGGAGAAGGAGAGAAAACGUUAAGCAAGAAGCUGUCCAACCCUUUUAUGUCUAGCAGGGAGAUGGAAGCAGACUCAGAGUGGGACGACUCUUUUGAAGUGUUUGCAGCUGGCAGGCUGCAGUCUCACGAGGAUCAGACCCCGGAUUGCAAAACACAGCAAAAUUCACCCAGUGACCAUCCACUGAAGUGCUGCAAUGGUGAAGGAGCAUUAGUACCCAUAGCAGAUGCUGAUCAAAACACAAAUGUGAACGACACACUACAUUCUCAGCCUUUUACAGAAUUUGUUUCUGAAGCACAUGAAUCUGUCAGUCAGGUGAGCAGCACUAACAAACAUCAUCUUGACACAUUUGCACAAGUCCUUGAAACAAUCCCAGAGCACAGAAGCUUUGGGAGUGACAGCACAACUAUAAAUGCUUCUGAUGACUCUACAAACCAGGAUGCUUGCUCUGAAACUAACCAAGCUAACAGUACUGCUAACACAAACGAUUUAACGGAUGCUAAAAUGCAUCACGUCCCCUGUCACACCUUGUCGAUACCGCUAAACAGCAGCUCCCCAGAUCCUGGUUCUUCAGGCCUCGGCAGUUCAGCAGAGGAAGAUUUACUAUCCUGGCUUUCUUCUUAUUCAGACAUCUUCUCUGCAUCCUCUUCUGAGGAAACUGAAGCACAGAACUUUGAAAGUAAGAUCCUUGGCUUUGAGAAAUCUUCUGAAUCAGCUGUGGUAAAAAAUUCAAAGCCCUCAGAAUCUGAAGGUGACAUUACUGACGGGCUAAAUGAUCCUUCUUCAGGUGAUGUAGCCCAGGAAGCUGUUAUUCAGCAGAAGGAUAUUGAUGACAAGGUAGAUUCAAAUGGUUCUGAGAGAUCAUUGGCACCACAGUCCCCAUUGCUUACACCUCAGAAUCUCAUGAGUACUGCAAAGGAGAUUGGAACUGAAGGUGCAGAUCCUCAAACACUAAACUUUUCUAAUCUCACUUACCCUGACCUGUUGCAAAAACCCUCCGAACUAGAUCUGAAAUCCACCGUCUUGUCACAGUCUGACAAUGAGAGUGGACACAAAGACAACAGCUCUAUAGUUGAUUUUUCUAAGAUGGUCAGUGAUAGCUCUGUAAAUACACAUGUGGUGAUUCCACCCACUCCAGAAGAAGAGCUCUGCUCCAAAACCCCAUCAUUAUACAUCAUAACCUCCUCCCCCAGAGUCAGAUGGUCUUUGUCAGACUCACCCUUUGAGGGCACUAGUUUAGGAGGACAGGAUGUUAGCCAGCUUUUUCCAGUGCCUUCUGGGCCUUUUGAUGAUUUGCUCAAGCCCAAUCCUGGCAACGAUAUUGACAGCACCCUACUGCACACUCAAGGUGAUCAGAGCACCAGCAGCUUUCUCCAGAGUUCUUUCAGCACUGAAUCACAGGGGUACCAAACCUGUGAGUCUCAUCUGUCCUCUGAGUACUCUAUUGUCUCAGAGCCAAACGAGACGCUACACUCUGCAAACUCACUGCUCUGUGGUGACUUGAAUGAGAUUCAAACUGCUGGAGCUGCUUUGUGCUUAGAAGAUUCUGCCAAACACAGGCCAUCUAGCACACCCGAGGACAAGAUGGCAACUCUUAAGCCAAGUUUCACCAUAGGUGAUGAGAUGAAAGUUCCUCCUGCAGCACCGACGGACUCUUACAUAUGCUGUAAUCCCAACGAGAUCAGCAAAGGUGGUGUGGAAAGCCAGCAUUUUAUCUUAGAUUAUGAGUUCUCAAAAAGCCCUCUGGCACAACCUGCUCCACUAAACCGCUCCCAUUCUGAGGGCAUGCUGACUUCUUCCUUUGACAAACUCCCCCUGCCCUUAUUUGGGAGUGAUCCUGGUACGAUACAGGAGUCCUCCACAGCUCAACGAAGCUCUGACCUCCCCUGUCUGUCCUCCUUCGCUCCUUCUCUAACUCCUGAAGGCUCUCCUGUAGCGCUCUCUUCCCUCCCUUUCCUUGCCAUUGCUUCGGCAUGGUCACCACCCAGCGCAACACAAGGCGCUGCGCCAAAUCCAGUGCCAAUGCCUCAAGUGACGCAGCAGCAGCAGGCAGCCAAUCAGGAGAACAGCCCCCACCCAGUGAAGCCCCUGACCACUGCCAUGCUGGCUGAGGAGAAGCGGACCGAGGGCCGGUCAGUGCUGGCCACCGGCCUGGAGAAGCUCAAGUCCACCAUCCACCCGGGGAGGAGCAGCCAGCUCAGCGAGCAGAACGCUGACAGGAAGAAGCCUCUGGCAGAAGGUGCGGGCUCAUACUACCAUCUGACCCACAGCGAACUGGUCGCCCUGCUGGUGCAGCGGGAGGCGGAGCUGGAGAGGCAGAAGGCAGAGUUUGAGCAGCAGAAAGUUCUGCUCGCUAAGCGGGAGGUGGAGCUAAAGAAACUAAAGCCACAGGUCAGAGAUCUGGAGGACUACAUUGACACGCUGCUGGUGCGCAUCAUGGAGCAGAAGCCCAAUCUCCUGCAAGUGCGCUCCAAGUUUAAGUGACAACGGGGGUUGAAAGUGUUUGCAGUUCAGUCCACAUCUGUUCACUCUAACCUCCGCAACAGCUCUUUAGUCAUUUCACUGCUAUGCUGUCCUUUUUUAUACAAAUAUGUGGGCACUGAAAGGUGUUGAGAUGAUGUUUGGCUUUACUGUAAUGAAAUGUGUCCUAGUUGAAGGGUUUGGUUUGGGCAGUUUCGAAUGUAGCUGGUCCUCAGGUUGUUUUCAGGGUCACACAGCCAGUUAGUUUAACUCACAGAGGAGUGAGCCCUGUGGGUUCAAAACUUAGAUGCUUCCAUUUUGAGAUCCUGAUUGUAGAAUAAUUGAUUCCCCCUUUUCACUUCCCCUUUCACAUUAUCACAAUAUAGAGCUAUUGUAGAGUUUCAGUCCAUAAUGGUGUGUAUCAAACUGCUGUAACUCCUCACUCAGUCAUUCAAAAACUUAAAGCUCUUCAAAGUGUUGCAGAGACACCUUGAAGGAACACCCUGGUCGUUUUGCAUAUUUUAGUCCAUUAACUACAGAUUUUGAACAUUUUAAAUCAGUGUAGUCUGUUCCAUGCCAUCAACUUGAUUGAAGACUGAUUUCCUUUGUAGUUUCAGUUUUUUUCGGUGCAUCAUGAAAAUCAACUUGCAGAUACUUAGAAAAUUGCUCAGGAGGUCAGUCAAUCACAGUGAACUUUGUUGACUUUGUAUUUUUGUCUUAGCAAUGAUGUUGAUCACAUCACUGACAAAUGCCAUAAGUAAAUAAAGGCAACAAAGUGUUCACUGCAGUAGAUUUCAAGUUUCCGCAGAAGUUUUCUCAUGUUUUAAGGAACUGUUUGACAUUUACUUAACCGCUUCACUUUUCAAGAGUUGGAUGAGAAAAUUGAUACCAUUCUUAUGAUUGUAGUAUAAACAGUGUUGUAGUACUUUAGUCUAGGACUCACACUGGAGUCUGACUUGAGUCCUGAAUGUCAGACUCAACUUGAGUCUGAACACUGAGUGCUUUCGGACUGGGAAGUUGGAUAUGAGGACUAUAUCCGACACACUUCCAUCAAAGUAUACACUCCACCUUUUUAACUGUUUUUUGUUUUUUUGUGGGCUGUUGUGUCACACACAGUAAGUAAACUCCUUUAAAAAUGGUAAGAGCUGUGUCAUUAUGUUUAAUUAAGACCUUCUUGACUUGGGUAACAGGGACUUUGACUGUUUGGACUCAAACACCGGGGAAUCGACUACGUUUAGUGAAUUGACUACAACACUGACUAUACAGUAAAUAUAGUCAGGAAGCAGUUAGCCUAGCUUAGCAUUAAGACUGGAAGCAGGAGGAAGUCUGCUGACAAAGCAUGGCUUUGUCCACAGUUAAAAACUACACCUACUGCUAAUAAUUCUCAAACUUACCAAUUAAAAUGUUAGAACCUUUUCUUUAAGCCACAAACAAAGCAAAGUUGUGAUCCUAUGCAGAGUUGCUGUAAUUAUUUCUUGGUGAACAGGGGCUGGAUGUUGUCGUUUCCAGACUCUCUAUAGCAUGAAACCCCCCAUAAAACCACAACUAAAUGCUUUGGACAUGCUCCUCGAUUUUUUUUUUUUUAGUCUGAAUGCUAAGCUAAGCUCCUGGCUCAAGCUCCGUACACAGGUGUGAGAGUGGUAUCGAUCUCAUCAAACUCUUGGCAAGAAAGUGAAUGUUGAGCUAUUCCUUUAACUGAAAUGGAACUAAAAUCAGUGGCUGCAUGAAGGAAGGAAGUAAAUCUUUACUCUUGAAGUAUACUUUAGAAAAAUGGCUGCAUUAUUGUGAAAUUUACACAGUUUCUCAUUCAUGGGUGAGACCUUUUUUUUCCCCAGGUGGUGUGUGGUGUUUUGGAUUGACACUCUACAAAUGUUCCCUGACAAAUACUGUGUCCUCUGUCCAGUUUUUGAAACCACAAACCAAAUGAGCGGUGUGAGAGUUUAGCGGUGUCAUGUGCACAGCUGAUUGUAGCUUAUGAAUGUUCAAAAGUGUUCUUAGCCAGCAGGUGAAUGGCUCUUUCUACACAAGUUUAGUGCUGUUUAUCUUUUGCCUGUUCCUUCCUUUUUAUCCUCCUUUCUUCUGUUCCGUGGGCAUUAUUUUAAAAUUACCCAUAAUGCUCAGCCACAUAAGCUAACUGAUUCUUGUAUGGGUCACAGUGUUAUCAGGUGAAGACAGUAUCACUCAGUAUCCAGUCAGCAUCAAGAUCAGCCAUCACAGCUUCUCUGAUUUCAUGCCUUUUCCUUCCCUUUUGUCUGUUAUCGACGCGUCUCCACCGCGCUGAGUAAAUGCCUGCGACGUGCUGGUACUUCAUUCCCCCUCCCCCAGUGUCUGUGUCACCUCCACUUAUGCUCAAGCAUGCAUAUCGCUACUGCUUUCAGGUGUUUACAAAGCGAUAUAUACUGCAUUUUACAGCAUACUGUAUAUGCUGUAUUGAAAUGCCAACUGCUGCCUUAUUUUUGUUUUGUUUUGACAUUAUUGAGAAUCUACACCUUCAUUUUACAUGUUGGGGCUUGGGGAAGCUUUUGAAGAAGAAAAGCAUCUGUUUACUGAACAUUUUUAUGCUUUGUUAUAUUGUUUAGGUCCCUGCACAAGAAAAACUUGUAUGCCUACCAACAGAAAAUGAGCAGUAAACAUGAUUUCCUGUGAAACGCCAAAAUAAAAAAAGCCUUCAAAUGUAUUAAUCCAUGGAACAGAUUGAUACACCAUAAAGUAUUCUGAAGCCACUUUUAACAGCUCGUGUAGAUGUUGUUGCACUACUUAGCCAUCAGAACACAACUCUACUGUACCUGUCUGUCUGAUGUCGGUAUAGUUAGAUCCACUCUACACCGUACUGCACUUUCUAAUUGCUCUGUGAUUUAAGUACUUGGUGUACUUUGACACCACAACAGUGAGCUUAAAGCAUACAGUACAAACAAGCAUCCAAAACCAUCUUGUCAUCUCAGUUCUGCUGUGCAAUCGCAAUACCAAGUGCAUAGAUGACUGUAGAGACAUAUUAAAUGUGACUCGGCACUUAUGAAGCGCAAGAAUAAAUGUUCUCUUUCAUGUCUUCCAUUUUAAAAAGUUUUUAUUUAAGUUUAAACUGAUUGUAUUUUUGUCCUUGAUUGUGUAGCUGGUGGAAUGUGCUUAAAGUAGUGUGUAAGAUCGGAAAGUUUACAAUUCGUGAUGCAAUUGUUUCACAAAUUUUGUAUAUUUAAUAAAGAGUAUUUUGUUUUUUGC
Monopterus albus (swamp eel) is the source of this 8130-nucleotide messenger RNA. It is a transcript of the gene rab11fip5a, whose product is annotated as RAB11 family interacting protein 5a (class I). Gene Ontology annotation, biological process: regulated exocytosis. The transcript is spliced from 6 exons. The record is from RefSeq and is a predicted model, not a curated record. Gene Ontology annotation, molecular function: small GTPase binding. Gene Ontology annotation, cellular component: mitochondrion; early endosome; recycling endosome. NCBI's taxonomy places the organism in Eukaryota, Metazoa, Chordata, Actinopteri, Synbranchiformes, Synbranchidae. The coding region runs from base 589 to 4938 and encodes 1449 amino acids.